Molecule: messenger RNA, 5758 nt
Organism: Corythoichthys intestinalis (scribbled pipefish)
Lineage: Eukaryota; Metazoa; Chordata; Actinopteri; Syngnathiformes; Syngnathidae
Product: ribosomal protein S6 kinase beta-2-like
Biological process (GO): signal transduction; peptidyl-serine phosphorylation
Molecular function (GO): ATP binding; protein serine/threonine kinase activity
Source: RefSeq, a predicted model, not a curated record
ACCCGGAAGUCUCCACGAGGUGAACCCGGAUCACCGUCAGAGCGCUAUAGGGUAGCCAAUACCACUACAGACGGAUCAUAUUCUUUCCCACACGUUGUUUUCUUACCCCUUCCGUGUACAAGGCACCUACGUUCUAAUUGUUGCAGUUCUGAGUGAGCUACGAAACCCCCGGAUGAAAGUCCCACCAGGAUGGCUGGUGUGUUUGACAUUGACUUGGAGACUGAGGAUGUCAGUGAUACAGAGGACGAUGUCUGUGAUGGCACCAUAACGGAGCCAGACAAUGUACCGAAAGAGGAAGUGGAGCUGACCAGUGAAUGCGUCAAUAAAGACAGUGAAAGAGUUGGACCUGAUUUCUUUGAGCUUCUGACAGUACUUGGAAAAGGAGCCUAUGGCAAGGUUUUCCAGGUCAGAAAGGUCCAAGGUGCCAUGGCAGGAAAGGUAUUCGCCAUGAAAGUUCUCAGAAAGGCCAAAAUCGUAUGCAAUGCUAAAGACACUGCUCAUACACGAGCGGAGAGGGAGAUCCUGGAGACAGUGAAACAUCCUUUCAUAGUGGAUCUUCUUUAUGCCUUCCAGACUGGUGGGAAACUCUACCUCAUAUUGGAGUAUUUAAGUGGAGGAGAGCUAUUCACACAAUUGGAGAAAGAAGGCAUCUUCAUGGAAGACACUGCUUGUUUUUAUCUAGCAGAGAUCAUACUGGCUCUUGGUCACCUCCACUCAAAUGGAAUUAUUUAUCGAGACCUCAAGCCUGAGAACGUCAUGCUUAAUCACCAAGGACAUAUCAAGUUAACAGACUUUGGCCUCUGCAAGGAGUCAAUUCAUGAUGGAAUCGUCACACAUACAUUUUGUGGCACCAUAGAGUACAUGGCACCUGAGAUUCUGACAAGGUCAGGACAUAACAAAGCAGUAGACUGGUGGAGCCUUGGGGCCCUGAUGUAUGACAUGAUGACUGGAUCGCCGCCAUUCACUGCGGAAAACCGUAAAAAGACCAUUGAUAAGAUCUUGAAAUGUAAACUUAAUCUGCCUCCCUAUCUGACCAUCGAUGCCAAGGACCUCAUCAAAAAGCUGUUGAAGAAGAAUCCAGCCCAAAGACUUGGCUCCAGUAAAGGAGACUGCGCAGAAAUUAAAGUACAUCCAUUCUUCAAACAAAUAAAGUGGGCCGACCUGCUAGCUAGGAGAGUUGAGCCACCAUACAAGCCAAAGCUGCGUUCCGAUGAGGAUGUGAGCCAGUUUGAUACAAGGUUUACCAGACAGACACCAGUGGACAGUCCAGACGAUACAUCACUUGGCCGGAGUGAAGAGCUUACUUUUGCUGGUUUCACCUACGUGGCUCCUUCAGUCCUGGAAAGUUUAAAAGAAGGUUUCUCCUUUGAACCUCGAGUGAGGCCUGUUCGCCGCAGUAGCCCAGGCACAACCAACAGUCCUCUAAAAUUUUCCCCUGCUGGCCCUUUCAAGUCAAAUAUUGAUAGAGAACCAGGACAUUUUUCUCCCACAUCUUUCCCAGUAACUCCUCCCUCCGUGCCACUGGAGAACGGACCUGCCAGUAUGCCUAUUAAAACCAGAAUGGCCAGAAACAAAAAGGAGGAUGGGCACCGCAGAUGAAGAGGGCUGCACUUCUAGGCCUGUUCAGGUUGACUGUUUCAGUUUUCUUUAAGGGGGUUGGUACAAAAUGAUAUUUUUGUUUUAUGCAUUGUUUUUUUAGGCGGGGUGGGGGGUGGCUUACUUUAUGGAUUCACACAUCGAAAGGUUGACUGUAAUCUGUAAACGGAUGUAAAAUGCAAUGUUUCCAGUAUGCACAUGCAAAAAUGAGACAAUCACAUGUAGUCUUAAGUUAUUUUUGACUGUAUAAUGUAAUUACAGUACAUAACAUAGAACACUAUAAAAUAUGGAUGUAUGAACAAAUGGUUGUAAUUUGUUAAUACAACAUCAGCAUUUAACAAAUGCAGAUAUGAUUAAUUGACCAUUGGACAAAAAAAAAAACAACAAAAAAAAAACAAAAGAAAAAAUAACAAGAAAAUAACAAAACAAUGCUUCUCUCCGGGCAUGUGGUUUUGGAGACCUGCUUGCAUGGUAGAUGAGUUUUGUGUAGGCAUAGGAAACAAACUUGACGAAGUAGUAACCAUUUCCCACGUUGCAACAAGUAGAGGUAGUGUAUUAACAUUUUUUUUUUUUUUUUUUUUAAUUCAAAUGCAAUUAUUUUAAAUUAAAAAUUAGGCUUGUUAGCAACACACUUCUUUCAAAUUGUUUAUUGAUGUUGGCUUCCAUUUCACAUAACCUCUAACCACCUAUCCCUGAUUAACAGUGUUGCCUUUUUUGAAAUGCCGUCAAGAUAAAAUGCAAGAAUUUGAUAAGAGAAUAAUUAUGCAAUAAAGAGACCUGUACCCACGAUGCACAGUCAUAAUUUGUGCUCUACUCUUCAAGGUACUGUAUUUAUGAUAUGAUAAUUUUUUUUUUUUUAAUUUUGACAUGUCUACCUGUUUGCUACAGUGUUAUCAUAAGCUAUAUAUCUGCAUAGCUGGUGUUGAUUGUGUUAAGUUAUAUAUACUGAGUGGAUAUAUAUAUAUAACAGAGUGGAGACAAUUUGAUUUAAAUUUUUUUGAGUUAUACCACUGUCAUAUCACUGACUAGUGAAUAAAAAACAAUUGCUACAAUUUGGAUCGUGCUUGUUUCUUUCAAAGUUUCUUUGGUGACCACGACAGCUUAGAUUUUUUUUUCUUUCUUUCAAAAGCUUAUCAUAAUGGUAUGCAUGUUGCAUAUUUUCAUUUUUAAACAAAAAUGUAACUGUUAAAUCAAACCAAAAGAAAUGAUAAAUGGAGAGUACUUAUAUAGCGCAUUUAGCUACAUGGUUACCAUGCCCAAAGCGCUUUACAUUAGCACACAUUUACCGUUUCACGCACAUAUUCACACACCAAUGGACCUCUUUUCUCCUGUUCUACCCUCCACCUCUGUGUCACUUGUAUCCGUCUUACUACCUUCUGUUCCAGGGCGUUUAGUCAUUCUGUCCGACUUUGGAACUCUCUAACCCAGUGGUGGAGAACCUUUUUGACUGAGCGAGCCAAAACACCCUACUAGGCAUGUGUCGGUUUGAGAUUCUGACUGUAUGAUAACCUUAAGCAAAAAUAUCAAGGUUUCCUGUGAACAGGAUUUUUAUUUUUCAAAACAAAUUAGCUAAGCCGCGGCCCUCUGUAACUUUUUUGUAGUCGAAGUAUUCCCAUACCAGCAAUUUCGUUUUCUUCGAUGGGGGAAAAAGUUCAGGAGUUUCACUUCCUCCAGCCAUCAUGUAGCACAGCUGACUCACUGAAACUGAGCACCAGAGGGUUGAGCCUUACAGCUGCAAGCGAGGGGUUUCUCCCUGUAUUUUGGGGACAUAAAUAAUAGGUAAUACUGUAGGGAUGGUAUGACGGAAAAUGUUUGCGAUUUUGAAAUUGUGACGUUUCCAUACCACAGUAUACCUUGAAACCGGUGAUCGGCACAUGUCUACACCCAAAAUUUUAAAAUGUGAUUCUACAAGAGCCAUUACAGUGUGUGUGGGUGUGUGCAUAUGUAUAUAUUUGGGAUGUGCCGAAAGCAUUUUUUUUGGCUGAAAAAUCAAAAAAUGGGAAAAAAAACCCAAAAACGUUUUUACACAAAACUCCAAAAAUGGGCCGGACUAAUGUAUUGGCAUCGUCAGCCUAAUACUUGGUAGCACAAUCUUUAGACAAAAUAACUGCGAACAACUGCUUCCGGUAUUCAUCAAUAAGUUUCUUACAAUGCUCUGCUGGAAUUUUAGACCUUUCUUCUUAGGCCAACUGUUCCAGGUCUGUGAGAUUUGAAGGGUGCCUUCUCCAAACUGCCAUUUUCAGAUCUUUGCACAGGUGUUCUAUGGGAUUCAGGUCUGGACUCAUUGCUGGCCACUUUAGAAGUCUCCAGUGCUUUCUCUCAAACCAUUUUGUAGUGCUUUUUGAAGUGUUUUUUUUUUCAUUCCCUUUUGUGGUUUUUCAUUGCAGGCAAGAUAUUGCUACCAAAGCAUUUGUAAUUGCAGUCAUUAUCUGGGAGAAAUGGAGCUUUAUCUGACAGAAUUGCAGGGGUGCCAAUACCUUUGGCCAGCAGUGUAAUUUUUUAAAUAAAAUUAUUCGUUUUCCGAUUGCUACCCUUUGCCUUGGCAUUGGUUCUACAGGAGGCUGGAGAAAUUUAGUUUGAAAGGUGCCGAUUCCGAUUCUUCAGAUAUUAAGAUUUGAAUGAGGCAAAAUAACAUGCUUUUUCCCUCAAAUAUAUUGUUAUAAUCAUGUUUCAGAUGUACUGUAAUUUUUUCUGUAUAAAAAUUAAUUUGGUGUUCAAAAAAUCUUUUUUCAAACUUGAGCCUUGAAAAAGAGGGGGUCGUCUUUUAAUCAGGGCCGUCUUAUAUAUUCGGGCCAAUAUGGUAAGUCUUUGAACUUGAAUAAGAUGAAGUUUCUUUAUACAGGAGUGCACUUUUACAAAGAUAUUCCUUAGCCUAUGUUUUAGAGUGGCUUAUGCUACAUAUAUUUUUAAAUGUUAUUGAGCUCCCGCUAAUGGGUAACCUGGUGCACAAUAUCAAGAAAAAAACUAAACAAAAAAAAACAACUUGUAAAACCUUUACAGAUUAGCAGCGGGUGCAGUAAAAAAAUCAAAGUUUUUGUUGUGGAAAAUGAUUAUCAUAUCUGCCUACUCAAGCAGUAAGCGUGAGCGUUCUGGACAGAUAGUGUCUCCUGCAGUGGAGAACACACGUUCACUGGGUGUAGAUGAAGCUUGAAUGUAUAAAAAUGAGAAAGCGAGAAAAAGUCGCAAAUAUUACGUUGGGGUAAGGUACAUGUGAGCGGCUACGCACUUUACAUAGCUGGGAGCUACGACGAAGCAUUACGAUAAAUUCUUCUAUUGAUUAUAAUUUGAUGUAGAUGAGGCAAAAUAAUAAAUAUUUCCUUAUUUGUAAAAUCGAUUGUAAAACAAAAGAUGAUUUUAAUACUGUUUUAAAUUUUGUUUUUAAUUUUAUUGGAGGCGGCAAAUCCGUCCGUCCGUCCGUCCAUCCUUCCAUGCUAUUUAAAAAGAAUUUUUUUUUUUCUAAAAUGCCCCCCUAUUCAAAAUUUUUCUUCCCCCAGAAAAUUUAGAUUUUAAGUUUUCGAAUGAUGUAUUGUGAUGUAUAGUGUUUUCCGCCAUAUAUAUCUAUAUACAUUAGGAGUGGGAACCUCAGGGCACCUCACGAUACGAUACGAUUCGCGAUACAAGGCUCACGAUAACGAUUAUAUCACGAUACAGCGAUUAUUGAUAUAUUGGUCAGAAAUUGGAUACAUGACAUUCUACGAUACAACUGUUGAAACGAGAGAAAAAAAUAUUUGAAAAUAGAAAAAAUACUGUUUAAGUCAUUUAUUAAACAGUGACACCUUUUCUGUGCAACAUUGCUGUAAAAUAUAAAUCUACUGCAAAUUGUGCCCCUGCACAUAUAGAGGAAACGAACCACGACCACUGAUAUCGCUUGGAGAGAUCAUGAUGAAUGGCACCCUUAAUUUCUUUAAAGUUUUAAAUUUUUAAAAAAAUAAAUAAAUAAAAAGUGCCGUAGGUGUCAGCAGUUGAGCUUGGAGUGGGGCAAUGAUAAAAUUGGUGGGUCUUUUCUUUGUAUAUGAACUUUGUUGCUUGGUUUGAGCACUUCCGCUAUCUGCUUCAGCAUUUAAGAUGUCAGACUUGCUCAGUCACAGUCUUCCUCACCUUAAAAACAACAAAAUAAAACAAAAAAUAUUAGCUACUUCAUAGCGUUUCCUGAAAAAAAUCC